AUGAGGUGCAUAGCCCACAUUUUAAACUUGGUGGUCCAGGAUGGGUUAAGGUUUGCAGAUAGUUCUGUUAAGAAGGUGAGGGAUUCUGUUAGAUGGAUGAGGAACUCACCUGCAAGACUCAAAAAAUUCAGAGAUCUUGCAGAACUGCUUGGGGUGGAAGCCAAAAGUUCUUUACAACUAGAUGUUCCAACAAGAUGGAACAGCACCUACAUGAUGCUUAGCACUGCCAUACAAUACAAGGCUGUGUUUGAUGCAUAUUCAUUGAAUGAGCCCUCAUUUGUUGCUGAUCUGGGUGAUUCUGUCCCUUCUUUUCUUGACUGGACUUCUGUUGAAUGCUUGGUAGUUCUGUUGAAAGGGUUUUAUGAGAUGACAAUUAGAAUCUCUGGUUCUCUAUAUGUCACCUCUAACAGUUUCUUCAGUGAGAUAUCUGAUUUGAGUUGCAUGUUGAGUAGCAUGAUUGUUGCUGGUAGUGCUACAGAGGUUAUGGGAUCCCAAAUGAAAAAUAAAUUUGAAAAGUAUUGGGGAGAUCCUGAAAAAAUGAAUUCCUUGAUCUUCUUUGCAAAUAUCUUGGACCCAAGAGAUAAGUUGGAAUAUAUGCCAUACCAGUUUGAGGAACUGUAUGGUAAAGAGAAUGGGAAGAAGUGUUUAGAGAAUGUCCAAGCUGCCAUGGUAGAAUUGUUUGGUGACUAUGCAGCAACCUACUCUGUCAAUGUGCAACAAUCAUCUUCUGAUUCAUCUUCUGGUAGCCAACCAGAUGUGCCUCCUGUCCAGUCUCAUGCCACAAUUGGUAGACCUCAAAAUAUGUUAAAGAACAAACUAAAAAGGCAAAAAUUGGAGGCUAGUGGAAGCUAUAAAGAAACAGAACUUCAGGUUUAUUUAAGUGAAAAAAUUGUGGAGGACACUCCUGACUUUGAUAUCCUUAGGUGGUGGAAGCUAAAUAGUGAGAGGUUUCCUACUCUCUCCAAAAUGGCAAGGGAUAUCCUAGCAGUUCCUAUUUCCACUGUUGCCUCAGAAAGUACAUUUAGUACUAGUGGGAGGGUUUUAGAUGCAUUUAGGAGUUCUUUAACUCCUAAAAUUGUGGAGGCCUUAGUAUGUGCACAAGACUGGAUGAGGUUACCAAAUCAACCAGUUAAGGUUGAGGAAAAUAUUGAUGAUGUUGAAAAGCUUGAACAAGAUUUGGCUACUGGAGUAAGUCGAUUUGGUACCACAGGAUCUGGUGCUGCUGUCUUUACUGAUUUGGCUAUGAUGAUGCUUCCACCAUUGUCUGAAAUGGUUUUGGGAUGGAAGAUCAAGAAAGCUGAACUGCUGAAGGCUGAAUAG
This is a messenger RNA of Ipomoea nil (Japanese morning glory), 1320 nucleotides long. Its product is annotated as zinc finger BED domain-containing protein RICESLEEPER 2-like. Gene Ontology annotation, molecular function: protein dimerization activity; DNA binding. The transcript has 5 exons. The record is from RefSeq and is a predicted model, not a curated record. Lineage: Eukaryota; Viridiplantae; Streptophyta; Magnoliopsida; Solanales; Convolvulaceae. Bases 1 to 1320 code for a protein of 439 amino acids.